UUUAUUGUUUACACGCCCUCACUCUAAUAGCGGAGCAGUAUAUGACUUGAUGAUAAUGAUCAUAAUAGCCUAUUAUAGUGACAGUCGAAAUGAUCAUUCGUCUCCAGUGUUUGAUGAUCAGAAUUGCUAUCGUAGUUCCUUACUAUGCUACCAUAGCACAGUAAGGAUCUGUGGAACGGAUUACCGAGACUCUCAUAGGGCAGGCUUUAAGACCACGCUGUUGUCAUCUUGUCCAGCGGAGAGGCUGAUGGGGGAAUCUCCGAUCGCAUCGCCAGAAAGCAACAAUGGGCCGCUUACCUGAGGAUGGUCCCGUCCGAUAACAAACGCGCCGGUAGCGAAGGAAUACUGCAUUUAGGAUAUGUUGUUAAAUAGCACGCCUUUAGCCGAAAACACGUCGUCUGGUUUUUUAAUCUCGUCGUAAUUCUCAUCGAAAUCAUUUUCAGUGGCGUUUUCAGCCGGAUCAUUCAGUGAUGGAGCAUAUCAGAACGCCCAAGGUUGAAAACGUCCGUCUGAUUGACAGAGCGUCUCCGAGGAAGGUGUGCAUUGGCACCUUGUAUCUGACGGGGACUCACACCAUCUUUGUUGAAAACGCGCCCGAGACCCGCAAAGAAACAUGGAUCCUACAUAGCCUCGUCUGUGGCAUCGAGAGGCCGCCCGCAGCCCCCUCCGGAUACCCCCUGCUCAUUCGCUGCAAGAACUUCCAGGUCAUCCUCUUCCUCAUCCCCCAGGACAGGGACUGCCAGGACGUGCAGCUCUCCCUGACACGCCUGUCCCGUCCAGAGAGGUACGGGGAGCUCUCCUGCUUCUCCUUCAACCCCAAGGUGGACCAAGAGGACCGAGAGGCGGCCUGGACCCGCGUGGACCUCAGGACCGAGUACUGCCGCAUGGGGGUGCCAAACCAGCUCUGGCAGCUCACACACGCCAACAGCGAGUACAGGAUUUGCGAUACUUACCCAUGUGAGCUGUACGUCCCGAAAACGGCCACGCCCCCCAUCAUCGUGGGCAGCUCCAAGUUCAGAAGCAGGGGCCGUUUCCCAACGCUUUCGUACUACCGUCGAGACAACCACGCUAGCAUCUGCCGCAGCAGCCAGCCCCUCACUGGCUUCAGUGCUCGCUGUCUGGAGGACGAGCAGAUGCUGGAGGCCAUCAUGAAGUCGAACCCGGGCAGCCAGUUCAUGUACGUGGUGGACACCAGGCCCAAGCUGAACGCGAUAGCCAAUCGCGCUGCAGGAAAGGGCUAUGAGAACGAGGACAAUUACUCCAACAUCAAAUUUCAGUUCAUCGGCAUUGAGAACAUUCAUGUGAUGAGGAGCAGCCUGCAGAAGAUUCUGGAAGUGUGCGAGGUCAAAUCGCCCAGCAUGAGCGACUUCCUGUGGGGGCUGGAGAACAGCGGCUGGCUGAAGCACAUCAAAGCCAUCCUGGACGCGGGCAUCUUCAUCGCCAAGGCGGUGGCGGAGGAGGGUGUCAGUGUGCUGGUGCACUGCUCGGACGGCUGGGACAGGACGGCUCAGGCCUGCUCUGUGGCCAGUGUGCUGCUGGACCCGUAUUACAGAACCCUGAAGGGCCUCAUGGUGCUCAUUGAGAAGGACUGGGUGUCAUUCGGACACAAGUUCUCUCACAGGUACAGCCACCUGGACGGGGACCCCAAGGAGGUGUCCCCUGUGCUGGACCAGUUCCUGGACUGUGUGUGGCAGCUGACGGAGCAGUUUCCCUGCGCCUUCCAGUACAACGAGCGGCUGCUCCUGCAGCUGCACACGCACAUCUACUCCUGCCAGUACGGCAACUUCCUGGGCAACAGCGAGAAGGAGAGGAAGGACCUGAGAAUUCGGGAAAGGACCCAGUCGCUGUGGGCGCACCUAUGGGAGAACAGACUGAUCUACAUGAAUCCCCUGUACCGACUGGACCACGGUCAGGCGCAGGGAGUCCUGAGGCCUGACACCGCCCCCUACUGUUUCAAGUUCUGGAAGGCGAUGUACUGUCGAUCGGAGAAGGGGACCGUCCCACAGCAGUCAGCAGUGGACUUCCUGAUGGCUGUCAAGGAGGAGACACAGCAGCUGGAGGAGGAGCUUGCAUGCCAUGAGGAGAAAAUUGCCAAGCUGGGGAAACUGCGAGGGAAAGUUUUCGAGACCAACGUGAGCACAGCAGAUCAGAACAAAGAUGGAGAGACCGGUGCCCCCCAGGACUAUACAGGCGUCGUCCCGCAGGGGGAGCCAGAGAGCUCGCCGCUGAUCCUGCCCCGGGACACGCUGAAGAGCUCCGACCCCGACCUGUCCGUCAACAGCGAUCAGGAAUCGGGCGUGGCCGACCUCAACUGCCUCUCGCCCAUUGGCGGGGAGGAGAGUGGCAAGGACCCCUACUCGGAAGAGGCUGCCUACGCCACUGCCUGAUCAAACACGGCGUGCCGGCAGUCUGGAGGGAACACGCCCAGUGCACCAUGGUGUGCCAUAUGAUGAACAUUGAGGGGAAUAUUGGUUCAGAAAAAGGAGGUAAGAAAUGAGCUGGGGAAGAGAACACACAGGGACCCAAAGGGAAUGACAAUAAGCUCAAUAUGCUAUCUUUACUCGAAUCCAGCCUUUGUCCACUGGAACAACUGGAAUAUAUUCUUUCAUUUCUAAAAAAAACAAAAAACACUGUUGGAAAUAAUUUUGUAUGUCGUGGAUGUAGUUCUUUAUGUUACUGUAAAACACUACUGAUUACCCCCUCUACCCCUCCCUUCUUUCCCCCUUUUGAAGACAAUACUGUGCAAUAGACUAAUGUUCAAUCUUAAAAUUAAUGGUUAGAAUACAUAACUUAUUCUAGCAUUUUAAUGUGCUGCGUUAGCUUAUUGGUGUUUUUUUGUGCAGAAUGUUGGUUAUAGUAUAAAAUGCACUAAAGUACAAAAGCGGCUCCUGUUCGGUAUUGGGAAUAUUUACAUUUAAAGGACGUGCCGUUUCUAUGAGAAACUUUUUUAAGAGCCGAUGGAACACAAUGUAAAUUUACUGAUUUAAACUUUACAAAAACAAAUCUCUUCCUAUCAAGAAUAUUCUGUGAUAUGGCUCAGCUUUCAAUGCAAAUGAACCAGACCUGAUUAAAAGUAAAAGUGGGACUAUGUAAUAUCAGCCAGUAAAAUCAUUUCUUAGGAGUGGUAUCAAUAAACCCAUCUCCUCCUGUUACAUGAAAUAUCCUUAAAAUUAUGAAAUAAAACAUUAAUCCUUA
Molecule: messenger RNA, 3195 nt
Organism: Anguilla anguilla (European eel)
Lineage: Eukaryota; Metazoa; Chordata; Actinopteri; Anguilliformes; Anguillidae
Gene: mtmr7b
Product: myotubularin related protein 7b
Exons: 15
Coding region: 471-2387 (638 amino acids)
Biological process (GO): dephosphorylation
Molecular function (GO): phosphatase activity
Source: RefSeq, a predicted model, not a curated record